UCUGGUGUCGGGAUUAUGAGCUGAUUUUAUGAAGGUUUAAGAAUGAUCGCUUUAUUGCAGAGAGGACACUCGAAUCAAGCUUUUUUUGUUAUGUGAUGAUACUUAAUUAUUUGCCACUUGGAUGCCAGAUGAGCUUAUCCUGCGCCGUCCACCUUGUUAACCUCCUCCAUAUAUUACUACUUCCAAGCAAGACCCUUUUUGGGAACCAGGAAAAAAGAAUCUUUUUUUUUUUGGGGGGUGUUUAUAGAACUCAAUUAUUUACGUCUAUAAUCUAUAAAAAAAAAGGGAUAAUUUGUCUGUUUUAAGACUUGAAAAGAGUUGAUAAAUCUCGUGAUCAAAGGCCAAACAGAUCAUAAUCAGAGGCUGCUUCUACUGGUUGUCGGGUCUUCACACUUUGCUCAGAGAAAACUCUGUUUUUGAAUCUGAUUCCUUGGCCUUGUUUGAGUUUCUUGUUUCUCUGGAAAAAGGGGAUGGAGGAGUACAAGGAGAUGAAAGUGCUUGGUUCGGGUAACUUUGGAGUGACGAAGCUUGCCCAGCACAAGCUCACCAAGGAACUUGUCGCCAUCAAGUACAUUGAACGUGGCAACAAGAUAGAGGCGAAUGUGCAGCGUGAGAUAAUCAACCACCGGUCUCUGGUGCAUGAGAAUAUUAUAAAGUUUACAAAGGUGUUCUUGACGCCGACCCACUUAGCCAUUGUCAUGGAAUACGCCGCCGGUGGUGAACUUUUCGACCGUAUCUGCACUGCCGGCCGCUUCAGCGAAGACGAGGCUAGAUAUUUUUUCCGACAGCUUAUAUCUGGAGUCAGUUAUUGCCACUUAAAGGAAAUUUGCCACAGGGACUUGAAAUCGGAGAAUAUUCUGUUGGACGGGAGCCCCAACCCUCGUCUCAAAAUCUCCGACUUUGGUUACUCUAAGUCUGGUUUGCUGCAUUCGAAACCGAACUCAGCGGUCGGGACACCAGCUUACGUGGCUCCCGAAGUCCUGUCCCGAAAAGAAUACGAUGGGAAGGUGGCGGAUGUGUGGUCGUGUGGCGUGACAUUGUACGUAAUGUUGGUCGGAGCAUAUCCAUUCGAGGACGCUGAGGAGCCGAGAAACUUCUGCAAAACCAUAAAGAGGAUAAUGGCUGUCCAAUAUUCCAUACCCGAUUACAUUCGUGUUUCAACGGAAUGCAAACACUUGCUCUCUCGCAUUCUCGUCCUUAAUCCAUCCAAGAGGAUCACGAUACCGGAGAUAAAGAAGCAUGCAUGGUUUGUGAAAGGAUUGCCGAAACAGCUAAUGGAGUUUGACGAGAAAAUCAACAUUAAUGGUGGAUCGGUGGACGAGGAAACCGUUCAGUCGGUCGAUGAGAUUAUGCGUAUAAUACAAGAAGCUCAGUCUCCUGCCCUCGCCGAUGAUUAGUGGUUUUUAAUUAUACAAUAAUAACCGAAAUUACUCUUCUUUUUUAAUCCGAAAAUAAAUUUUUAUUCUCAACUUGUAAAGUUUAUUUGAAAAUUCAAUAUAUGGAUAACUAAUUAUCCUAAACGUUUUUUGCA
Tarenaya hassleriana is the source of this 1531-nucleotide messenger RNA. Its product is annotated as serine/threonine-protein kinase SAPK3-like. Bases 471 to 1397 code for a protein of 308 amino acids. Gene Ontology annotation, biological process: intracellular signal transduction; protein phosphorylation. Gene Ontology annotation, molecular function: ATP binding; protein serine/threonine kinase activity. The record is from RefSeq and is a predicted model, not a curated record. The transcript has 9 exons. NCBI's taxonomy places the organism in Eukaryota, Viridiplantae, Streptophyta, Magnoliopsida, Brassicales, Cleomaceae.